GUGAUGGAGGCAGGCGACGCCACCACUCGACCAGACACUGUGGAUCACAACAUUACCACUCGUGCUCUCUGAUUGGCAGGAAAAGAACCUCACAAACUGCACGUACCGUAAAGAAGAAGAAGAGGCUUAGCAGGUCUCCCCAUUCCACUUGGCAGUUUCCUGUCCAAGCUUCUGAAUCUAUUCCAGUCCACUUGGCAGGUCUCCAGUUGCACCCUCACAACCCUCUUCAUCAGUCAACAACAAAAGCCUUUACGCAUAAGGCUUUUUUUACGCAUAAGAUUUUUUUUUAUAUAACGAAAGGGCUUAUAUAGUAUUUUUCAAUGUAACUUUGUCAAUUUUGUUGGUUCACAAUCGAAAGGACCCGGGUUCGACUCCUGCGUCAGGAGAAGAGACGUUUGACACAUUUUUGGCACCUGAUGCCUCUGUUCACCUAGUAGUAAAUACGUAUGGGGCAAACUUUACUGAAUUUUUAAUUUAAAGACAAUGCAAAAGUCCAUUGAAAUGCUUAUAUUUUAGAUAUAGAUUAACCCUGGAGCCUUGUAAUGCUUAAGACGAGUAGUUAAGACCAAGCAUGAUGUCUUCUGUUCCUAAGAAAGUGAAGCUGGACCAGGGAGCAGGUGUAGCCAGUACCACAUGCCAAGGAGCAGGUGUAGCCAAAGGUAUACCUGAUAACCCUGGAUCCCCUAGACCAGCAGGCACCACUCCCACAUUAUUCUUGGUUAGGGAAGGCAUACAAAACAAGCGUUUCCAGCUGAUGCUAAAGUUUGCUUCCAAAAAUGGAUUUGACUAUGAAGAAACUCUCUCAGAAAGGGUGACACACAUGCUCUCAGAUCUUGGAGAUAUGAAGCAGUUACUUCGUCUGUAUCCCUUGCUGUCCUCACAGUACCACAUUAAAGUAGUCUCUACCCAGUGGCUCUACAGCUCGGUUAGACAGCAAUCUCUUGUACCUGAAGAAGAGUUUAUCAUACCAGGAUAUUUUGAAUGGCAGGCCCAGAGGAAGCAAGAGGCAUUUAGGACCUCCACUAUGCAAAAGAUGUCUAAUAUCCAUGAAGUGCACUCUCCCUUGGAUAAUCACUUGCCAUAUGCUUGUGAUAAAUCCCUAGUGACUGAUUUUCAUAAUGACAUCAAAACUACUCCAUUGCCAGUGGAGAUAAAAUUUGACAAGAAUCACUUCAAUAGCAAUAUCCUGGAGAGAGAUGCCCCUUUGAACCACUGUAAUCCAAAACUUGUGGAACCACUGAUGUUUUUAAGUGAUUACUGGCUUGUAAUGGGAGAUGAGCGGAGGGCUUUAGCAUAUGCCAAGGCAGCCGCUACUAUCAAGUGUCUGCCUUUUCCUGUUAUCAGGAUGGAACAGGUAAUAGAUUUGAAAGGCUUAGGGUCUGGGCACAGCCUUAAAGUUAUCCAAGAAACUCUCGAAACGGGCAACUGCAAGGAAAUGCUGGUUAAAAAGGAGUCAGAAAAGUACAAGGUUGUGAAGGGAUUGACUGGUGUGUAUGGUGUUGGAUCCAGCUUGGCUGAACAAUUUUAUAGCACCCACAGCAUCAGAUCUGUUGAAGAUGUUUUACAUCUUUGGGACCAGUUAAGAAUUUCUGAUGAAAGGAUUAAAUAUGGUUUAGCCUACUAUACGGAUUUAAACACUCCUGUUGACAAGGAAAUGGCCGAGAGAAUUAAGGAUAUAGUGAACAAGGAACUAUGUAACAUUACAACUAAAUGUACUUUGAAGAUUUGUGGAGGGUUUCGUAGAGGUAAAGUAAGUGGCCAUGAUGUCGACUUCCUGAUUAAGUGUGACGAGAGGGAGACAACGGAUGUUCUCUACAGGCUGUUGAAGCACCUUAAGCAGAAGGGUUAUAUUCUUCAUGAAAAAGUGGAGAAGUCGUCUUAUAUUGAAGAGGACAUUUUCAAGAAGCACUCUGGUAAAGGGAACACCAUGGAUUAUUUUGAAAAGUGUUUUUGCAUAUUUCGAUGCCCUCUUUCUGACAACUGGACACCAACUCUAGUAUCUGAGCCAAGAAAAGAUGUAGCUAGUCUAGUGAAAGAGAGCGAAAAAAAACGUUCGUGGCUUGCAGUAAGAGUAGAUUUGGUAAUGGUACCACGCAGUCAGUGGGCGUUUGCUGUGCUGGGAUGGACGGGCAGCAAGCUCUUGAUGCGGCUCUUACGACACCAUGCCAACACAACUUUGAAUAUGUUGCUCAGUAGUCAUGGGCUCUGGAGCAGAGAACACAACAGACUUAUUCCUGCUGACUCUGAAGCAGAGGUUUUUAAGCACCUUGGUCUCUCAUACAAGGAUCCAUCUAACAGGAACUUUUAAAACAUGUCAUAGAUAACAAGAGUGUACCAUUGUCCAUAAUUUUUCAUGUACAAUCAGGAGUUUAUACCAAUAAAGUUUAUUACAACUUUUUUA
Molecule: messenger RNA, 2401 nt
Organism: Procambarus clarkii (red swamp crayfish)
Lineage: Eukaryota; Metazoa; Arthropoda; Malacostraca; Decapoda; Cambaridae
Product: DNA-directed DNA/RNA polymerase mu
Biological process (GO): double-strand break repair via nonhomologous end joining
Cellular component (GO): nucleus
Molecular function (GO): DNA binding; DNA-directed DNA polymerase activity
Source: RefSeq, a predicted model, not a curated record